Messenger RNA from Pteronotus mesoamericanus, 1826 nucleotides. It is a transcript of the gene RPH3AL, whose product is annotated as rabphilin 3A like (without C2 domains). Gene Ontology annotation, biological process: intracellular protein transport. Bases 171 to 1082 code for a protein of 303 amino acids. The record is from RefSeq and is a predicted model, not a curated record. Gene Ontology annotation, molecular function: small GTPase binding. The transcript is spliced from 9 exons. Lineage: Eukaryota; Metazoa; Chordata; Mammalia; Chiroptera; Mormoopidae.
UGACUUAAGUCUGAGUGAUUCAGAUCCUCAUCAGGGUCGCCCCUGACAACUGUGGGGGGAGGGAGAGUGACCAACCUCCUCCCGGCAGGGGCAGCAGCAGGGGCAGGCCCGGGAGAAGCCCCCCUCGGUUCCUGAUGUGACCCCCCGGUGACGGGCUGGAUGCUCCAAGCAUGGCCGACACCAUCUUCGGCAGUGGGAGCGACCAGUGGGUUUGCCCCAAUGACCGGCAGCUUGCCCUGCGAGCCAAGCUGCAGACGGGCUGGUCUGUGCACACCUACCAGACAGAGAAGCAGAGGAAGAGCCAGUGCCUCAGCCCGGCCGAGGUGGAGGCCAUCCUGCAGGUCAUCCAGAGGGCCGAGCGGCUCGACGUCAUGGAGCAGCAGCGGAUCGGGCGGCUGGUGGAGCGGCUGGACACCAUGAGGCGCAACGUGAUGGGGAAUGGCCUCUCCCAGUGUCUGCUCUGUGGGGAAGUGCUAGGCUUCCUGGGCAGCUCGGCCGUGUUCUGCAAGGACUGCAGGAAGAAAGUCUGCACCAAGUGUGGGAUCGAGGCCUCCCCUGGCCAGAAGCGGCCCCUGUGGCUGUGUAAGAUCUGCAGUGAGCAGAGAGAGGUCUGGAAGAGGUCAGGGGCCUGGUUCUACAAAGGGCUGCCCAAGUACAUCCUGCCCCUGAAGACCCCCGGCCGGGCCGAUGACCCCCACUUACGACCUUUGCCUGUGGAGCCGACUGAGCAAGGGGCAAGAAGCACUGAGACCAGUCGAGUCUACACAUGGGCCCGUGGGAGAGUGGUUUCCAGCAACAGUGACAGCGACUCAGAUCUCAGCUCCUCCAGUCUGGAGGACAGACCCCCGCCCACUGGAGUCAGAGACCUGAAAGGCGACAAGUCCUGCAGGGAAUCAGGAGGUGGCAGCAUGGAGUCCCCCAAGAUGGAGCUCGCCCACCUACCCAGCCACCUGUCGGGGAGCCAGAGCAGCCUGGCCAGCGAGGCGGGGGCAGGCUCUGCAGGCCCGCAGACGGGCGCCCCUCCCGGGCCCGACCCAAAGGGCCCCGGCAAAAGGCACACCAGGGCGAGUCCCCGCCGUUGACGUGGCCUCCGAUGACCCCCUCUGUCUGCCCCCGGCAGAGGCCUGUCUGGCGCAUGGAGCGGGCUUUCCAAGUGGAAGAGGCUGAGAGAGAAAGAGCGCACACACGCUGGAGCCAGACGCUUCCUGGCUCCUUCCUGACCAGCCCAGGAGGCCGCGCGUCCAACCCUGUCGGACGUGACCCCUGACUCAACAAACCAGUGUCUCGGGGGGCUAAGUCCGCUGCCCCCCACUCAGUGCCUUUCUGCACCUCUUCUUUCCUGGGAGCCCUCCUCUCCCCCUACCCAGCCAUUCCACUCAGCCGUAACCCUUAUUUAUUGUCCUCCCCCGACCCCCGCUCAGUCUACCCCUGUGUUUAUUUCAAGUUGGCUCCCGUCUUGGGUUAGGCUUGGAAGGGCCCUCAGACCCACCACAGGGCCCCCACCUGCACUGCGGUGUCAGAGGGCACCUGGCGGGCUUGCUCCAUGUUUGUGUUAAUGGAAGAAAAAGUCCAGCCCAGAGCGUUAUCCUUUAAAGCUGAGCUUGGCCCCUGGAGACAGCAGUGGAGCCCAGAGCAGGUGGGGUGAGACUCGCCCACCCUUUCCCUCUGCCUGUAGCUCUGGGAGCUGGAGCAGCACCCUCCCCUCCCUGGGUGGCUCUGGAGCUGCUGUAGAAACCUGGCUUUUUGUUGUCCUUGGAACCCCUCCUUCGGCCUCCCUAGUUCUCUCGCCUCGCCACCCCCAACCCCCCCACCCCCCGCCGCUUGCG